UAAAAAAAAAGAUACUCUAUGACUGAGUAACUUAUAUUGGACGGAGCACUUGAACGACUGUUUUAUGAAUUCUAAUUAGAUUUUUUCUUCAAAUGUUACCUUGUUACUUAUUAUUGUAACAUGUCCAAUUCGGCUAUCACUGGUUUAUGUCGUUGCUGCCAUGCCGAAGGAGAUUUCAAGAGUCUCGACGUUUCCUAUAAUUUUAAUGGGAUUGAUGAAGUGUAUUCUGUUAUGCUUCGCGAUACUUUUAAUGUAAAUAUUACUUCUGAAAAAGGGUUGUGUUUUUACCACAUUUGUGAAGUGUGUGAACUACGACUCAGAGAUGCUUCAUUUUUUAAGCAACAAGUGGUGGCAUGUGAACAAAAGUUUAUGCAACAUUGUAAUGAAAAUGGUUUCAAAAGUAUGUUGAUGUGAUGAUUUUAAUAUUUUUGAUAGAUGCAGUUUUUGUUCAUAUCAGUAAGAUUUUUGUUAUGACAAUUUUAUUUCAGAUCUUAAGUCACUUACCGAAAUCAAGGCUGAAAAAGAAAGUAGUUGUUAUGGUAAGUAGCAGAAUUGAAAAAAAAAACAAAGUAGAUUUAUACCUUUAAUUAUUUUUCAUAGAAAUUUAUGGGUUCUUUUGAAACAAAAUAGAGUUUAAAUAGAGUAUAUUAUCUUAGUAAAUUACUAUAGAUAAAAAUCUCCUUCUUUUGGGACUUUAAACUUGUAGAAUGGCAUUCAAGUCAUAUUUUGUAGAUAUAAAUUAUAAAAAGCUGUCAUUCCUCAAUACUACAUACCCAUUUACACUUUUCAAAAAUAACGACAAUAUUGGUAAUGAAUAGUUCAAUCAUAAAUUAUUCAUAAGGUCUAAUAUAUGUAUAUAUCACAUGUUUUAUUUUUAAUUUUUCAUUUGAUAUAAAAACAAAUUCAAUUUAAAAAUAUUGUGAGUUGCAAAUGAAAAUGGAGAAGUAGGAGACAAGGGUAAGUUUAUAGUAUUGACAGUGAGAGUUUUUAAAUAAAUAAUUAAUUGACAGAGUGUAAAUUUAUGGAUCAGUGCAAAAUUCAAAGUCUAGUCCUAAAUUGCCUAAAAGUCCUAAAUCUUCAAAAAAUUGAUUUACUUACUUAGUUAAUAAGGAUUAAUACAACAUAAAUUAACUAUGUUGAUACCACCGAUAUGUUAUGUCAUACGGCGGGCUUUUCCGCAAGUCGACACCUUGUGCCUAUUUUGCGUGAAUAAUGCGGUUGCAUCAGUUUUGCCACUCCAGCUCCUCCAGGAAUGUUCUUAAACUUUGCCACAUGCCUCCUAUAAUGUCCGUAAUCUACCUAGAUGUGUAGUCCUGUCUUGAAACGCCCCUGUAUUCCAGCAGUACAUAAGCGCUUGUCUCUUCAGCAUCCAGGCAUGCUCUGCUCAGACAACUAUCAGAAAUACCCUUGUUAUAUAGGUGCUUGUUAAAAUAGCCAUGUCCAGUUAGUAUACCUACUAUUAGUCUUAGCGUUCGUGUAGGUAGUUUAUUUAACUUGCGUACUAAUUGUAGGUCUACCUUGGGGAUUGCUUCUUUAGCUU
This is a messenger RNA of Diatraea saccharalis (sugarcane borer), 1540 nucleotides long. NCBI's taxonomy places the organism in Eukaryota, Metazoa, Arthropoda, Insecta, Lepidoptera, Crambidae. The record is from the annotation of a GenBank genome assembly.